AGUAUUAGCAUCCUAUUAGAAUGGGAGUGGCUUCUUUCAAACAGAAGAGAAAAAUCCCACCUGUUACGAUUUUGGUGCUCAUCACCUGCACAUAUAAACACACAAACAAAAAUGGCGAUAGUUGAAUUUUGACCAGAGUGGACAGACCUUGAAUAGUUUGGAAGAUAGCUGAGGAGCCGAAAUGCCCACGUACGAAGAAGACGAGCGACUUGCUAAAUUCAAAAAUAAAGGCAAAGACCCAGCGAAACUCAGGCGACAGAGGAUAGAAGCUAGUAUUGAACUCCGGAAAGCCCAGAGGAACGAGAAUAUCUUGAAGAGGAGAAAUGUUUCUUCACUGCCGAGUGAUGAACCGCUUUCUCCAGAACUCAAGUGUCCGAAUCCGCAGUCUAUUGCAGCCACCCUUCAGGAGAUUGUCAGCUGCGUUAACAGUGACUGUAAAGAACGACAAACCCGAGGGACUCAGGCGGCAAGGAAACUCCUCUCCCAAGAGAAAUCCCCACCCCUGCAGGAGGUCAUUGACAUGGGACUGAUUGAUUGCUUUGUGGAGUUUCUGGGCAGGGAUGAUGAGCCUGCUCUUCAGUUUGAGGCAGCCUGGGCCCUUACCAAUAUUGCCUCUGGUACCUCAUGGCACACACAGCAGGUUGUGGAGCAUGGUGCUAUACCUAAAUUCAUUUCCCUCCUGUCUUCACCAUUAUUGCACAUCAGUGAGCAGGCAGUGUGGGCCUUGGGAAAUAUUGCAGGUGAUGGUCCAGCAUAUCGUGAUGCUCUCAUUAACUGCAACGUUAUCCCCGCCUUGCUUGUGAAAGUGACACCUGACACCCCAAUUGGUUACCUGCGCAACCUGACCUGGACCUUGUCAAACCUAUGCAGAAACAAAAACCCUUACCCUCCUCUGUCUGCGGUGCAGCAGGUCCUGCCCACACUGAUGCAGCUACUUCAUCACGAGGACAAGGAAAUCCUGUCUGAUGCUUGCUGGGCCAUGUCCUAUCUCACUGAUGGGUCAAAUGACCGGAUUGAUGUAGUGGUGAAGACUGGCAUUGUACCAAGACUUGUGGCCCUGAUGGGGUUCAAAGAACUAUCAGUUCUGACCCCAGCUCUCCGGUGCAUUGGGAAUAUUGUAACUGGAACAGAUGUGCAGACUCAGACUGCCAUAGAUGCAGGCGUGCUGUCUGUCCUGCCACAGCUUCUGCGUCACCCAAAACCCUCUGUGCAGAAGGAAGCUGCCUGGACUGUGUCCAAUAUUGCAGCUGGACCUUCACCACAAAUCCAGCAGCUCAUAACGUGUGGCCUUCUCCUGCCCCUCAUUGAUCUCCUCAGAAAUGGGGACUUCAAAUCCCAGCGUGAGGCUGUGUGGGCCAUCACCAACUACACAAGUGGAGGCACUGUGGAUCAAGUUGUCCACCUUGUCCAGAGUGGGGGUUUAGAGGCCCUUUUGCAUCUGCUGCAGAUCAAAGACAGCCGAACCAUCCUGGUCAUCCUUGAUGCCAUCAGCAACAUCUUUCUGGCCUCGGAGAAGCUGGGGGAAACAGAGAAGCUGUGCCUGCUGGUGGAGGAACUGGGAGGGCUUGACAGAAUAGAGCUGCUGCAGAACCACGAGAAUGAUUCUGUGUAUCGAGCAGCACAGGCACUGAUAGAGAAGUACUUUAAUGAGGAGUCGGAUGUGGAAUGCCUGAAAACGGAAGCCACCAAAAGCAGUUACAUUUUCCAGCCACAGGAGGUGGAUAAAAAAUUUAAUUUCUGAACUUCACCAUUCAGAACCUUAAGCCCUUUUCCUCUUAAAUGGCAUUGGGGGUGAAAAAAAGGUGUAGAACAAGUUGUUUUCUUUUUUACUCUCCAUAUCUUUGUAUUGUGUGAAUUAUUGCAUUCUAAGUAAAUGGAUAAUAAAGUAUUUUUGAAAUGCA
Lepisosteus oculatus (spotted gar) is the source of this 1901-nucleotide messenger RNA. RefSeq names its product karyopherin alpha 7 (importin alpha 8) (gene kpna7). Gene Ontology annotation, molecular function: protein binding; nuclear import signal receptor activity. Gene Ontology annotation, cellular component: cytoplasm; nucleus. NCBI's taxonomy places the organism in Eukaryota, Metazoa, Chordata, Actinopteri, Semionotiformes, Lepisosteidae. The record is from RefSeq and is a predicted model, not a curated record. Gene Ontology annotation, biological process: NLS-bearing protein import into nucleus.